Messenger RNA from Eruca vesicaria subsp. sativa (arugula), 2261 nucleotides. Lineage: Eukaryota; Viridiplantae; Streptophyta; Magnoliopsida; Brassicales; Brassicaceae. The record is from the annotation of a GenBank genome assembly.
GCGCUCUUCUCCUCCACCUUCAUUCCCCAGAUCUUCUCCACCUCUCUCUCUCUCUCUCUACAACUCUUCAAGAUGGGAGCAGCUCACAGCCACGAAGAUCUAGAGAUCUGCGAAUCAGACGAGGAAGAAUACGAAGAGUACGAAGAAAGAAGAGACGGCCAAGAAGAAGAAGAAGACGAGUUCGUCGACUCCAGAGACGAUACCUUCGCGACAUCUUCCUCCUCCACUCUCCGUCCCAAAUCUCCUUCAUCAUCCCUAAACGACGUCGAAUCAAAGCUCAGAGCUUUAAAGCUGAAAUACCCCUCAACCCAACAAGCCCCACCACCACAAUCCACCCAAAACUCCGCUAGGCUUUUCCGUUACAUAAACGGAAACACUCCCAAAGCCAAAUGGGUCACCGCCGAAAAGUUCUCUUCUUACUCCUUCCUCAAAACCUCCCAAGUAGACGACGACGAAGAAGACGAAGACGUGAAUCAAGAUUCAGAGAAGGAAUGGUGGGUUUUGAAAUUAGGAAGCAAGAUCCGUGAAAAGGUCUCCGACGAGAUGCAAUUGAAAGGUUAUAGAGAGCAACGCCGAGUUGAUUUCGUUGCUAAAGGAGUCUGGGCGUUGAAGUUCGGUACCAUCGAAGACUUCACUCUCUUUGUGAACAGUUACAAUAACUGCUUGUUUGAGAAUAAUCAUGGAGUUGAGUUGAACGAAGCGAGUAAAGCUAAGAUCUUUGGGAAAGAUUUCAUCGGUUGGGCUAACCCUGAAGCUGCUGAUGACUCCAUGUGGGAAGACGCUGAUGAUAUUCUGCUUAAGAGUCCACAGGGAGCUACUCCGUUGAGAGAUACGCAGGAUCUCACGGAGGCUUUUGAGGAAGCUACUAGUGAGGGGAUACAUAGCUUAGCUCUAGGUGCGUUGGAUAAUAGCUUUUUAGUUGGGGGUUCUGGGAUUCAGGUUUUCAAGAACAUGAGGCAAGGGAUUCAAGGGAAAGGUGUUUGUGUUAACUUCGAGCCUGGUUUUGGUGGGGUUCAUUCAGCUCCGAGGAAGGCUCUGCUUAUGAGAGCUGAGACUAACAUGUUGCUUAUGAGUCCCAUGAGUCAGAACAGAGGGAUUCAUCAGCUUGAUAUUGAGACAGGGAAGGUUAUCUCUGAGUGGAAGUUUGAGAAAGAUGGAGUUGAUAUCUCUAUGAGUGAUAUUACUAAUGAUGGUAAAGGUGCUCAGCUGGAUCCGUCUGCGUCGACCUUUCUUGGUUUGGAUAACAAUAGGCUUUGCAGGUGGGAUAUGCGUGAUAGGUAUGGGAUGGUUCAGGAUCUUGCUACUGCGAAUGCUCCGGUUUUGAAUUGGCAACAGGGGCAUCAGUUUUCUAGAGGGACUAACUUCCAGUGCUUUGCAACUACUGGUGAUGGGUCGAUUGUUGUUGGUUCUCUUGAUGGGAAGAUUAGACUCUACUCGAGUAAUACUAUGAGGCAGGCGAAGACGGCUUUCCCUGGACUUGGUGCGCCUGUGACUCAUGUGGAUGCUACUUACGAUGGGAAGUGGAUAGUUGGUACAACUGAUACUUAUCUGAUUGUUAUCUGUACGCUGUUCACUGAUAAGGCUGGUAAGACAAAGACUGGAUUUGAGGGUCGCAUGGGGAAUAAGAUUGCUGCACCAAGGUUGCUGAAGCUGAGACCUCUCGAUGCCCAUUUAGCUGGUGCUAACAACAAGUUCCGCAAUGCUCAGUUUUCAUGGGUGACGGAGGAUGGGAAACAAGAGCGUCAUGUGGUGGCAACGGUUGGCAAAUUCAGCGUGAUAUGGAACUUUCAGCAAGUGAAGAAUGGAGCUCACGAAUGCUACCAAGACCAGGAAGGGCUGAAGAAAUGCUACUGCUACAAGGUAGUCCUUCGGAAUGAAUCUAUUGUGGACAGCCGCUUCAUGAACGACAACUUUGCAGUUUCUGGUUCACCUGAAGCGCCUCUGGUCAUUGCAACUCCCAUGAAAGUCAGUUCUUUCAGCAUAUCCAGCAAGAGAUGAAGCAAGCAAGUGAUUUGACCAUUAGUAUAAUUCGGAUUCUAGUCUGUUUGUAACCAUGUGAAAUUCCAAUGGUGUCUGGCUCUUACGUUGUUAGAUUUCAAGUAAAGACAUCUCUAGAAAUGUUGCUAAACUACUUUGGUGUUACAUUUUAAGUUUUAAGUUGGUCAUAUUUCCUUCAAAGCAGAUUCACUCUCUUUGCAAGGCUUUAAUGGCAUAUAUCUCUCUGAAGCUUUAGCAGCUUCAUUUUCUUUUCCGAGCUGCAA